GCGGAGGUCCGGGCGCGCGCAGGCCUCGGGAGGGCCUUCCUGGGGAGUCCGGCCCCGGGCUCGCGUGUCGCUGUCUGAAUCCGCGGAGGAUAGGCGGGGACCGCCGUUGCUUGCGUGCGAGGGGCCGCCAGAGCCCGUGCUGAGCGCCGGUGUCGUGGACCUGCCUGAGGGAUUCGUGGGGCUGUGCUCGUGAAUUCUGUCAUCCCGCCAGCCGCCGAAAUUGCCCUCGUCGGUCCUCAGUGGUUUCCAGAGUUCGGUCUCGGGGAGGAAAUUCUCCUGGCACGGGAAGCUCCAAACAGCUGCAGCUCCCCUGCAGCUUGAGGACUUCAUGCUGGAUGCCAUUGUGGACCCCGCAGGAUGCGGAGGGGCAGAGAGGGGAAGCAGCCUGACACCCCUCUCGAAGGGAUGUCAGGACCAAGGCCCGUUGUCGUGAGCGGACCCUCAGGGGCUGGGAAGAGCACCCUACUGAAGAGACUCCUGCAGGAACACGGCAGCAUCUUCGGCUUCAGCGUGUCCCACACCACAAGGGACCCGAGGCCAGGAGAGGAGAACGGCAAAGAUUACUACUUUGUGACCAGGGAGGUGAUGCAGCGGGACAUUGCCGCCGGAGACUUCAUCGAGCAUGCUGAGUUCUCAGGGAACUUGUAUGGGACCAGCAAAGCAGCUGUGCGGGCCGUGCAGGCCAUGAACCGCAUCUGCGUGCUGGAUGUGGACCUGCAGGGCGUGCGCAACAUCAAGAAGACCGACCUGCGGCCCAUCUACGUCUUUGUGCAGCCACCCUCACUGGAUAUUCUGGAGCAGCGGCUGCGCCAACGGAACACAGAGACAGAGGAGAGCCUGGCUAAGCGUCUGGCUGCUGCCCGGGCUGACAUGGAGAGCAGCAAGGAGCCCGGCCUGUUUGACCUGAUCAUCGUCAACGACAGUCUGGACAAGGCCUACUGGGCCCUGAAGGAGGCGCUCUCCGAGGAAAUAAAGAAGGCUCAAGCAACUGAUCACUCCUGAGGAGGUCCCCCGGCUAUAACUCCUCAGGUGGGGCCUAGGGCCUGGCACCCACCCGCAGCGGGCCAGGGUCUCCGUGGUGGCUCUGCUCACCUCAGCCAGCACGCAGGGUUUGGGGUGCUGCCUAUCUUCCCUCACUCCCCCACCGUGACUGGAGGACUUUUCUCUCACCCCCUCUCCCCAUGUCCAUUUCUAGGCUUCCUCCCCACCCUGCCCUAUCAACCCCCCUCCCAUGGAAGCUGGGCCAACAUCCAAAUAAAGAACUGCUGGGUUAGAGUGUC
This is a messenger RNA of Physeter macrocephalus (sperm whale), 1280 nucleotides long. It is a transcript of the gene GUK1, whose product is annotated as guanylate kinase 1. Gene Ontology annotation, cellular component: cytosol. The coding region runs from base 358 to 1002 and encodes 214 amino acids. Gene Ontology annotation, molecular function: GMP kinase activity. Gene Ontology annotation, biological process: purine nucleotide metabolic process. Lineage: Eukaryota; Metazoa; Chordata; Mammalia; Artiodactyla; Physeteridae. The transcript is spliced from 9 exons. The record is from RefSeq and is a predicted model, not a curated record.